Messenger RNA from Penaeus vannamei (Pacific white shrimp), 11624 nucleotides. Lineage: Eukaryota; Metazoa; Arthropoda; Malacostraca; Decapoda; Penaeidae. The record is from RefSeq and is a predicted model, not a curated record.
AAGUCAGAACAACGAAGAAACACUCAUGGAAGAAAUAAUUCAGAAUGAAGGACAGGAAGAUGAAGGAGAGGCGGAAGAGGCAAACAAUGUCGUGGUCAGAGAGGGGGAGGAAGAGAAAGAAACAAGCGUAGGGAGUUCAGACGAACAGGAAGAAGUGCGAUACGUCGUCGAGAAAAUCUUCAGCGCGAGAAGAUGCGAGUUGGUGAUCCGCGUGAACGACGUCGACGCGGAGGAGGAACGGCGCGGGGCGAUCGAAUGCAGCGAAACCAAGCUUUUCAUAGAGCCGAGUGCAAAGAAGGGAGGCGAUGAGGAGGGAGUAGAGGGAGAACAAGAAGAAGAAGGGAAGAAUCAAGAGCCACAAAUUGCGCUAAAGGAAGUAGACUUGGGGAAUGACAGCGUUGAUGGAAGUGCUGAAAUAAUGGCAGAGGAAACCAGGGAAGAGCAUGCAACAACAAUUUAUGAAAAUAAGGUAGAAGUGCCAUGCUUCUCUUUGGAAAAUGCUGCAGUCGAUGAAGAAAAGAAAAACGAUGAAGUGAUUGAAGAUCUGAACGAGGCAGUUGAGAAAGAGAUGACGGAACCGAUGGAAAAGAACUACGCUGGCAGGGAGGAUAAGGAAGUAGAAUUAAAAGAGGAAGACGGACCUGCAGACAUGGCGACGUGGAAGGAAGACAUAAAUAAGCACGCAGUCAAAGGAGAGGAACAUGCUACUUUCUCGAAGGAAGGAGGAAGUGAGACAACGGAGGAUUACGAAGACGCACUAGCAGAGAUCGAAGACGAUUACCCUGCGCACGCCAAGAAACCCGAAGUGAUACAAGAACAAGAAGACAAUGACGACGAAGUAGAAGAAUCGGUAAUAAGCGAAGAGGUGAUGAUCCGUGAGGGGUGGACCGACAUCGUCAUUGAGCAAAGGGAGGAAAGCGAGCCCGAGGAUAUCGCAGAAAGCAAUGGUCAAUGGGGCCUGGAGUGGGUCCAGAGGAGGAGGUCCUUCGAGAGCCAGACCUUCAGUGUCCUGGAGGAAGAAGAAGUUGGAGCGGAGAAGAACGACGAUUCGGAAGCGUCGGUCCCUGUUCAAGAAGGGGGAAGCACCACAGCGGAAGAGGAAGCGGGAUGGACUCUAGUAAACCUUGAAUCUGAUGACAAGACAGAGGAAAGUGAAAAUGAAAACACUUCCAAUGAGGAGAGUAAAGAUAAGGUCAUAGUGUACGAACAUGAAGAGCCAAAUGAGAGUGAAAUGAUGAAAAUCGUCGCCACUCAGAGUAGAAAGGACGGCAUCAUAAGUGGAAUGGCAUUAAAUACUGUGAAAGAAUACACAUCUGACAGCAGCAAAGCCGAAGAUGAACCAGAAAGUACAGAAAGCACAGGCUAUGUCUCAGCCGAAGAUAGGACAGAGAGCAUUUUGUCUGAGGAACUAGACAGCAUUAAGCCCAGCAGAAUCAGAUCGACUGCAUUCAAAGAGCAUCAGACUGUCAGGAUUGGAGGAAUUCAGUUCAUCAGGAUUGAUGAUGAGCCAGAGAGCUCAGGAAGCACCGAUUACACUUCAGCUGAAGAAAGGAUGGGAAGCACAUUUACUGAAGAACAUGAGAGUAGUUCGGACGAAAAAUUCAGACGAAGCCCAUUGAUUGGACGACAAGAUGACAGCAUUAUCGAAGAAUCAGAAAGCAAUGCUGAGGAGCCUGAGAGCAGCAUGGCCGACGAGCCAGAAAGCAGCAUGGCUGAGGAACCAGAAAGCAGCAUGGCUGAGGAGCCUGAGAGCAGCAUGGCCGACGAACCAGAGAGCAGCAUGGCUGAGGAACCAGAAAGCAGCAAGAGCAGCAUGGCUGAAGAACCAGAAAGCAGCAUGGCUGAAGAACCAGAAAGCAGCAUGGCUGAAGAACCAGAAAGUAGUGUGGCUGACGAGCCAGAAAGUACGGCCGAUGAACCAGAAAGUAGUAUGGCUGAAGAACCAGAGAGAAGCAAAUACGAGUUUGUCCAAAGCAGAAACACUGUGAUGAUAAGUCAAAGAUCAAGCAGAUUCAUGCAAGACCAAGAAAACACAGUUGAAAGAGAAACAAUCAAAUCUGGAGGAACAAAACUGAACAUAUUGGAAAAUCGAGAAAUCAGCAAAUACGGAGAGGUAAAAAAUACAUGCCAAAGAGAUCCAGAAAUAAAUGCAGUUGAGGAAGCAGAAAGAGAUAGCAAAUUUGAAGACCAAAAAAUAUGCACAGGAACAAAUACUGAAAUUAGCAUUGUAAGAGAGCUAGAAAUGGGCUCAGAUCAAGAAACGGGAAUAAACACAAUCGCAGAAUCAGUAACCAGUCAAGUUGAAGAAUCGGAAAAAAACAUAAUUGUAGAAUCAGUACUCCUCAAACCUGAAGAAGCGAAAAUCCCCACAGGAGGAAAAACAAUUAGUAUAAUUGAAGAAAUUGAAGAAGUAGAAAUCAGAACAUUCAAAGAACCAAUAAUGAGCAAAACGGAAAGGACAGAUGUCAGCACAGUUAAAGAACAAGUAAUAAGGAAAGGUAAAGCUCAAGACGCCAACAUAUUUGGAGAACUAGAAGUCUCAGCUGAAGGCUCAGAAAGCACCAGAAUUGUAGAAUCAGAAAUAAGCAAAGCAGGAGUUAGCAAACAUAAUGAGGGAGAAUCAGAAGUCAGUUUUGAAGAGCAAGAAGUUAACAGAAGUAAAGAGAAAGAAAUCGAGACAGAUAAACAAUUAUAUAUUGACAGUGAUAGCAGCCAGGAUAUCGAAGAUGAACAAAAACUCGGGUCAGCUGAAGAUCCAGAAAACAUCUCAGUUGAAAAAACGUCAAUUAGUGAAGCUGAAGAGCCAGAGUUCAGCACAGUUGAAAAAACCGAAAGCAGAGUAGUUGAAGAGCCAGAAUUCAGCUCAUUUAAAGAUUUGGAAAUCAGUGCAGAUGAAGAACCAAAUGUUAGGGAAGCUGAAGAACCAAAAAUCAGCUCAACUGAAACACCAGAAAUCGAGGCUGUUGAAGGAUCAGAAAUUAGGGUAGGUGAAAACCCCAAAAUCGCUGCUGACGUGGAACCAGAAAUGAGGGUGGUAGAAGAACCAGUAAUCAGUGCAGUUGAAGACUUAGAUAUUAGGGCAGAUGAUGUACCAGUACUUACGUCUGAAGAACAACCUGUUAGGGCAAUUGAACCUCAAAUCAGUCCUAAUAACGGAGCAGAAACCGGAGCAGUUGAAGAGACGGAAAUAAGUGAUGUUGAGGUUCCAGAAGUUAGUAUACCAACACAAAUAAGCUCAGUUGAAGAAGUAGAAGUUAAGGCAGUUGAAACAGAAAUCAAGGCAGUUAAAUGUCCAGAAAGAUUAUCAGUUGAAGAACCAGAAGCUCAAUCAGUUCAAAACCAUGAAACCAGCACAGAUGAACAGUCAGAAAUCAGAGCAGUUGAAAAAAUCAAAAUCAGUGCACAUGAAGAACCAGAAAUCAGCAGAGUUGAAGAGUCAGAAAUCGAGGCAGCUGAAGAUCAACAAACAAGUCCUGUUGAAGUACCGGCAAUCCGUGCAGCUGAAGAACCGGUAAUCCCCUCACUUGAAGAGCCAAAAAGCAACGCCGUUGAAGAACCAUAUGUCAACAUAGCUGAACCUGAUAUGAACUUAGCUGAAGAAUUCUGCCCAGUUGAAGAACCAGAAAUCAGCGCAGUUCAAGAACCAGAAAUCAGCGCAGAUGCAGAACCAGAAAUCAGCGUAGUUCAAGAACCAGAAAUCAGCGCAGUUCAAGAUCAAGAAAUCAGCGCAGUUGCAGAACCAGAAAUCAGCUCAGUUCAAGAACCUGAAAUUAGCGCAGUUCAAGGAAAUAGCGCAGUUGCAGAAUCAGCGCAGUUGCAGAACAGAAAUCAAGGACAGAAAUUAGCGCAGUUCAAGAACCAGAAAUCAGCACAGUUGAAGAACCUGACGUUCAGAACCAGGAAUCAGUGCAUUGAAUCAGCGCAGUUCAAGAACCAGAAAUCACAAUCAGCGCAGUUGCAGAACCAGAAAUCAGCGCAGUUCAAGAACCAGAAAUCAGCGCAGUUCAAGAACCAGAAAUCAGCGCAAGAAACCAAAAUCAGCGCAGUUCAGAACCAGAAAUCAGCGCAGUUUCAGAAAUCAGCGCAGUUGCAGAAACAGAAUCAGCCAGUUCAGAAACCAGAAAUCAGCACAGUUGUAGAACCAGAAAUCAGCGUUGAAGAACCAGAAAUCAGCGCAGUUUGCAGAACCGAAAUCAGCGCAAUUCAAGAACCAGAAAUUAGCGCAGUUUCAAGAACUAGAAAUCAGCGCAGUUGCAAGAACAAAAAUCAGCGCAGUUCAGAACCAGAAUCAACGAACUAUCAGCGCAGUUCAGAACCAGAAAUCAGCGCAGUAAAACAGAAAUCAGCGCAGUUAAGAACCAGAAUCAGCGCAGUUGUAGAACCAGAAAUCAGCAACAGUUACAGAACCAGAUCAGCGAGUUGUAGAACCAGAAAUCAGCAGUUACAGAACCAGAAAUCAGCAGUGCAGAACCAGAAAUCAGUGCAGUUGCAGAACCAGAAAUUCAGCGCAGUUUGCAGAACCAGAAAUAGCGCAAUUGCAGAUCACCAGUUGCAGAACCAGAAAUCAGCGCAAUUGCAGAACAGAAGAUCAAGCGCAGUUGUAGAUCCAGAAAUAGCGCAAUUCAAGAACCAGAAUCAGUGCAUUGCAGAACUAGAAAUCAGCAAAACCAGAAAAGAGCAGUUGCAGAACCAGAAAUCAGCGCAGUUCAAGAACCAGAAAUCAGCGCAGUUCAAGAACCAGAAAUCAGCGCAGUUGCAGAACCAGAAAUCAGCGCAGAUUGAGAACCAGAAAUCAGUGCAGAACCAGAAAUCAGCGGCAGUCAAGAACCAGAAAUCGAGAAAGAACAGAAAUCAGCGCAAUUCAAGAACCAGAAAUGCGCAAAAUCAGCAGUUAAGAACAGAAGAUCAGCGCAGUUCAAUGAACAGAAAUCAGCGCAGUUCAAGAACCAGAAAUCAGCGCAGAUGCAGAACCAGAAGUCAGCGCAAGUCAAGAACCAGAAAUAGCAGUUUGCAGAACAGAAAUUCAGUUGCAGUGCAGAAACCAAAAUCAGCGCAGUUCAGAACCAGAAAUCAGCGCAGUUUCAUAGAACCAGAAAUUAGGCAGUUGCAGAACCAAGAAGGCAGUUCAAGAACCAGAAAUCAGCGCAGUUGCAGAACCAGAAAUCAGCGCAGUUGCAGAACCAGAAAUCAGCGCAGUUGCAGAACCAGAAAUCAGGCGCAGUCAAGAACCAGAAAUCAGCGCAGUUCAGAACCAGAAAUCAGCGAAGAACCAGAAAUCAGCGCAGUAAGAAAUCAGGAAAUCAGCGCAGUUCAAGAACGGCGCAGCAAGAUCAGCGCAGUUCCAGAACAGAAAAUCAGCCGUUAUGAACCAGAAAUCAGCGUAGUCAAGAACCAGAAAUUUGCAAGAACAGAAUCAGCGCAGUUCACAGAACCAGAAAUCAGCGCAGUUCAAGUAGUUCAAGAACCAGAAAUCAGCGGCCAGUUCAAGAACCAGAAAUCAGCGCAGUUCAGAACCAGAAAUCAGCGCAGUCAAGAACCAGAAAUCAGCGCAGUUCAAACAGAAAUCAGCGCAGUUUCAGAAGAAAUCAGCGCAGUUGCAACCAGAAAUCAGCGCAGUUCCGCAGGAUCAGCGCAGUUCAAGAACCAGAAAUCAGCGCAGUUGAAGAACCAGAAAUCAGCGCUGUUCAAGAACCAGAAAUCAGCGCAGUUGCAGAACCAGAAAUCAGCGCAGUUGCAGAACCAGAAAUCAGCGCAGUUCAAGAACCAGAAAAUCAGCGCAGUUCAAGAACCAGAAAUCAGCGCAGUUCAAGAACCAGAAAUCAGCGCAGUUCAAGAACCAGAAAUCAGCGCAGUUCAAGAACCAGAAAUCAGCGCAGUUCAAGCAGAGAACAGAAAUCAGCGCAGUUCAACCAGAAAUCAGCAACCAGAAAUCAGCGCAGUUCAAGAACCAGAAAUCAGCGCAGUUCAAGAACCAGAAAUCAGCGCAUUUGCAGAACCAGAAAUUAGCGCAGUUGCAGAAUCAGAAAUCAACGCAGUUGCAGAACCAGAAAUCAGCGCAGUUCAAGAACUAGAAAUCAGCGCAGUUGCAGAACCAGAAAUCAUCAGAACCAGAAAUCAGCGCAGUCGCAGAACCAGAAAUCAACAAACCAGAAAUCAGCGCAGUUUCAGUUCAAGAGCCAGAAUCAGCGCAUUUGCAGAACCAGAAGUCAGUGCAGUUCAAGAACUAGAAAUUAAUGCAGUUCAAGAACCAAGAAUCAGCGCAGUUGUAGAACCAGAAAUAAGCGCAGUUUCAGAACCAGAAAUCAGAGCAGUUGCAGAACCAGAAGUCAUCGCAGUUCAAGAGCUAGCAAUCAGCACAGUUGAACCAGAAAUCACCACAUUUGCAGAACCAGAAAUUGACGCAGUUGAACCAGAAAUCGGCGCAGUUGGAGAACCAGAAAUCAGCGCAGUUGAAGAACCAGAAGUCAGUGCACAUGAAGAACCAGAAAUCGGCGUAGUCCAAGAACCAGAUAUUAGUGGAGCUGAAGAACCAGAAGUCAGCGUAGGUGAAGAACCAGAAAUCAGCGUAGGUGAAGAACCAGAAAUUAGUGGAGAUGAAGAACCAGAAAUUAGUGCAGGUGAAAUACCAGAAAUCAGCGCAGUUGCAGAAUCAGAAAUCAGCACAGUUGAAGAACCAGAAAUCAAUGCAGCUGAAGAACCAGCUAUAAGCUCGGAAACUGUAGUCCACUCAGCUGAAAAACCCAGAAUCGACGCAGCGGUAGAAUUAAGCAGAAUUAAAAGCCUACAAUAUGACAAAACUGAGGACCUUGAAAGCAGAAAACUUGACAGAUUGCAAGCAAAGAGAACUGGAGAAUCAGAGAUAAGCAAAGUCGCAGAUCUAGAAAGUGGAAAGGUUCAAGAAAUGAUUCGUAAAUUUGAAGUGACAGAAAUCAACACUGUAGUAGAACAAAGUAGAGUGACAAAACCAAGAAUUAGCAAAAUUGAAGAGAAGAAAUGCAAAAUACUUGUAGAAUCAAAUACAUCUGAAGUUUUAUACUCAGAAGUGAGCAAAGAGGAAGAACCAGAACACACCCAAGUGGAAGUACCAAAAGGCAGCAAAAUGGAAAAAACAGAAAUGAGACCAGAUGAAGAAGAACCAGAAAGCGGCAUAGAGGAUGAAUAUAAGUGUGUCCUAACCGAAAGGCCAGAAAUGAGAAAACAUGAAGAAUUGGAAUCCAUCUCUACUGAUAAAUUAGAAAUAAGCACAGGGGACUUAUCAGAGAGUGUCCUAACUGAAGAACCAGAAAGCAUCAAAGAAGAGGCAGAAAGAGCCUCAAUUAAAGAUCUAGGGAGCAGUACUGUUGAAGAACCAGAAAUCAGUAGAGUAGAAAAACCACAGAACAUCUUUGCUGAAAAACCAAUGCGCAAUAUUACUGAAGAACACGAAAUCAGCACGGGGGAAAGGCCUGAGAACAUCUUAGUUGAAGAAUCUGCAGUUGAGAAAUAUGGAGAACUGGAGAGCAGUACUACUGAAAAAACAGAAAGCAGUGUUAAUGAACAAACAGAAAGCAGUAUAGUGGCAGCAGAUAGCAAUCAAAUCAAAGGAACAGCAAUCAACCACACUGAUAAACAAGUAUGCAUUCAGCCUGAAUUAAAAGUAAACAAUGAUGAAGAACACGAAAGUUAUGCUGUUAAAGAACCAGAAAUUAGUUUAGUUGAAGAACCAGAGAUCGGUCAAGUUGAAGAACACCAAGUUGCAGAACUAGAAAACAGCCCAAUUGAAGAAACAAAGAGUAGACAAAAUGAAAAGUCAGAAUACAAUCCUCCUGAAGAAUCAGAAAGUAGUCAAAUUGAUGAAUCAGGAAGCAGUAUAGCUGAGGAACUUGAAUACAGUCCAGUUGAAAAAACGGAAUAUACUCUAAUUGAAGAACCAAAAAUCAAUCCAGUAGAACCAGAAAGUAUGUUUGAAGAAGCAGAGAGCAGUCGAGUUGAAGAACCAGAAAGAAGCACAGUUGAGGACUUAUAUAUUAGCUCAGCUGAAGAACCAGAAAUUAACUCAGCUGAGGAACCAGAUAUGAACCCAAUCACGGAAUUAAAUAUUAGUUCAGCUCAAGAAACAGAAAGCAGCCCAUUUGAAAAAACAAAAAGCAACCAAGAUGAAGGAGAGGAAUUCAAAACAAGGAAAGACCCAAUUAACAUAAAAGAGGACUCUGAUAUCAGCUCAGCUGAGGAGGCAGAAUUUAACCCAGCUCAGGAACAAGAAAGCUUUGCAGGAGCAGAAAAUAGUCUAUUUGAAGGACCUGGAACAAUCUCUUCUGUAAAAACAACUCAUGAAAAGAGAGAAGAAAGUAAUAUAGAUGUUGAAAAUGAUGCAUCAAAAUGUUGGCUGAAUAAUGCUUCUGUUGAGAAUGAACCAGGAAAGAUCAUAAUUGCAGAAGCGGCAAUGGAUAAUCUAGUACUUAAUGAUGGAACAGAAAGCAAUAACAAUAAAAAGGAAACGGAAUCAGAUGAAGGCUACAACAAUGAAAUUAGUAAUGGUCAUAUACAGAAAACAAUUGAAAAUACUUUAGCAGAGAUGAAAACUGAAAUGGCUGUAGAAGAAACCCAAGUAAACAAUCAGGUCUACCACUUACAAAAAGAGAACGAUGUACAGCUUGAAGAUGAUGCAAAUGAAAUGAUAGAAGAAUUAACAAGAAUUAUUGAAGAAGAAAGGCAAGUAAUGGAGGAAGACUCAUCACAGGCUAGGGAGGAAAUCAGUCUCGCAGAUGAAUUAGCAAGAGCAGAGAAAGAAGAAGAAGACAGGAGGCUCAGUGAAUUGGAAAUUGAAGCUAAAACUGAAGAAAACACUCAAAUGAUUGAGACUGAAACUCUCUAUAAAGAAACCAAAAUAAAGAGUAGUGUGGCAAAUCAGCUGAAGUCAGUAGAAGAUGAAAUCCGGGACAUAGAAGAGGAAACCAAAGAAAUAGAGAAAGAAAUAGAAGUUAUUGAAAAGGAGGCCAAAGUAAUAGAAAGAGAGACAAAUCUUGUUGAGGAAACUAUGUUAAAUAAAAAUGGAAAUAAAACUGAAGAAGCAAGACUAAUGAAUGGUAAUGAGGAGGAAAAACAAGUAAUGGAAGAAGCUAGUGCUAUACCUAUAAAUGAGGAAAAAGAAUCAGGAAAGGACAUUGUACAGGAAGUAGUGAAUCCAGAGAUUACAAAAGAAAAAAUUGCAACAUAUGAUAAACUGGCAAUUAAAGAUAUCAAAAGAACUGUGAAAACAGAGGAAAUAAAAUCAAUAAAGGAAGAAAUUGCAGAAGCUGAGAAGAAUGAAAGAAAGGAAUUGCUGAAAAGGGAAGGAACAAAUGUGGUGGAUGAUUAUGUCAGACUGAUGGUGGAAGAUGUUCGAAUGAUGGAAGAGGAAAUGAGAGAGAUGGAAGAGAAGAUGAAGUUGAUAGAAAGUGCAAUUGAAGCAGAAGAAAAAAGUAGCAAAGUGAAAGAGCCCAAGAAUCAAAUGAAGGAUUUGAAAAAUUACUUGGAAACUAUGAGGACAGCAGAUUCAAUGAUUCAGGGAGACAGUGAGAUGGAUGAGUCUACAAAGCUCCUGAAAGAGGUAGACAAACUCAUCAAGGUGGUGGAAAGUGGAGUUCAAAUACCAGACAAAAUAUCUGAGGAUAUGUCUAAAGCAGGAAGAAUAUUGGAAGAAAUAAAGAAAACAGAAUACACAAAUGAUAUGGAAGAAUUAAAACUAACUGACAAGGAAAUCUUAGCAGUGGAAGAUGUAAAACAGAUAGAAAAUAAAUGCUUGUCCACUAGAGGAGAAAAUGAUAAGGAUACACAAAAUGAAAUAACUGAAACUGAUCAAGAAAUGCAAGACAUGUCUUAUGAAAUUCUGGAAACAGAAGAUGCACUUGAAAGCAUGGAUGAUAAAGUAGAGGGUAAUGAAAGAAGCAAAGCAAAACUUCCUGAAGACAAGACAGAAGCAAGUACAAGUGACAAGAAGGAUGAUGAGGCAUUGAUGAAUACUCUUGUGGAAAAGGCUCAAAAUACUGAAUUUACUGAGUAUGUAAAUGAAGCAGAACAUUUAGCUUAUGAUCAAGGUAAAAAGAUGGACAGUGAAAUCAUUGAAGGGGAAACAAAUGGAGGACAAGAAACAAAUGAAGACAACUCAAUGGAAGAUGAUGAAGAAUGGGAAGAUGCUUUGGAAAGUCUGAAAUAUUCUGAACUUGAAAAAACACCAAGGCCAGCAGUGGAAGCAGUAGCUGAGGUAAAGAAUGACUGGGGCAAUUAUCUAACUGAAAAUACUAGGACUCAUGCCAAACAGGCUGUAGACGAGAAAGAAGACAGGCUGGAAGAUGAAGAUGAGAUAGAACACAUUGUGUACACUAGGGUAACUGAUGAAACAGUACAAAAUACAGAAUCUGACAUCUCUCUGGAAUCUGAAUACCAAGAGAUAAAGGAAUUUGAAGAAAAAGAAGAAGCUGAGCUUAGAACAGAACUAAAUGUUCCUGAGGAAGCUGUUAAUGGGGAAGUACAUGAGAGAUUAGCACCACUGACAGUCCAAGCUGCAGAAAAUAACAUCAGUGAAAUGGUUACAAACAAUUUGAAGGAAAAUCAUGAAGGUAUCAAUGGAAAUGUAGAAAAUGAAGAUGAAUUAGGUGAUGAUGCAGCAGGAGAACAAACUGAGGAAAGAUAUUUGAACAUGGCUGAAGCUACACAAGAGGAAGUUAUCAAGGAUGAUGAAUUUAAAUCAACCAUGAUAGAAGACACUGACGAAGAACUAAAUGAAUCUGAUAAUUCUGAAGCGGAGGAAGACCUGAUUAGAUAUGAAUUAAUGGCUGGCAGAAGUGAUGAUCUCAUAGCUGAAAGGGAGAAGGAAAUGUUCAAGAACAUGAUCUGGAGUGUCAUCAUGGAAGAGCCUGAACAUGAGGUAAUGGAAGAGGACAGAAACAAAAAGGCUGAAAACCAAGAUAAAACUGAGGACAGAACAACUAUCUUAGCAAAUGAAUUAUUGGAGAGACUCAUUCAAGAAAAGGAGGUAGACUUUUUGAGAAAUGUCAGAGCAGCAGCUAUAAGCAUGGAGAGUGAUGAAGAAAAGGAAGGCAAGUUAACCAACGAAGAGCAGGAUUAUAUGGCAGAUGUUGACUUGAAUGAUGAAGAACAGAGUAGUGCACAAGAGACUAGUGAAGACUGGGUGACACCUGAAGAUGCAGAAAUGGAACUCCUCAUGAAAGACAUGGAAAAUAAAACCCACGGCUAUGAAAAUGAAACGAGAAAAGAUGACAGCACCAGUUGUGAAAGCUUUAGUGUCUCAUCUCAUAAGGGAACUGAACUAGAAACAUCAAAGUCAAUCAGUGUGAAAGAAGCUAUUGCCAAAGCCAAGGAAGAGGAUGCAAAGAAAAAACAAGAAAGCCUUGUUAAGUCUCUGGAGGCAAUGGUCAAAAUGAAACAGGAGAAGAAAGAAAUGACAGAGAAGGAGGUGAAAAGCGUCUUGGAUUCUGUGCUGCGUUUCUUAAGAUACCUGUUUUGUUGCUGGAGCAUAGAGAAUCCAGCACAGUGAAGGGCUGACAUAAAAUUUUAUAAAAAAAAGUCUGAAGUUUCUUCUACAGUCACUUUACUAAACAGUUCUGUACAUCAAGUUACACACACACAUACACACACAAACACAC